Molecule: messenger RNA, 1909 nt
Organism: Lepisosteus oculatus (spotted gar)
Lineage: Eukaryota; Metazoa; Chordata; Actinopteri; Semionotiformes; Lepisosteidae
Source: RefSeq, a predicted model, not a curated record
GGGUUUUUUUAAUUAAUGAGAUUGAGAACUAGAUCGGGAGCCUGGUUGAAAAAGGAGUUGGCUUACACAACGAAAUAGGUAUUACAUCGAAUUACAAAUAUAUAUCUAAAACAAAACUCAUUAUUUUUACUUGAAAAUUACAAUGUAAAGCAGUGAAUCAUAAGAGAAACAAAAGUGACAACCGAAGACAUUUCAGGAAUUCUCCGGAGUGUCACUUUGGUCAAUUGUUAAUGGGUGUAACUGGACCAGCGACCCGCCCCUUUUUUUCUCUAUAUAUCCCCCCUUUCUGAUAGCUGCUGAAUCGUGUUGUGAACAAGUCAAGUCAUCAUAGAACACACCCCAGUCUCGUGAGGGCUGGAAGGUCAGGCAAAAUGGUGGAUUUCAUCUGAUUUACAUUCCUCAGAAGGCUGUGGGGAAUGAUCCACCACCUGUUGUUACUUGGACAUGGAUAAUAGAAUUGCCCAGAUGUGCAGAAGAAAAUGGACAGAAUAGUUCCAAAGAAGAAGGCCCAAGGGGUUGACAUCUGUGGGGAUUCAAAAUUAGUUUACAUUGUCCGUUCUGAUCUUGGCUGUUAUAUGAAAUGCCCAGAUUUUAUUCAUGGAAAAGACUUAUCUGUGCACAGUCUGAGUUUGCCCUGCAAAGGUGGGGAUCACUAUUUGGCUGACAAGGAUCACUUCUAUGUCAUUAAAAAGAAUGAAUUCCUGCCUGUCACCAACAUGACCACAGAUACCCUCCGUAAAGCAGUCCCCCUGCAUCCCAAUUGUCAGGGAGGUGAUCACUACCUCUCUCACUCUGGAUACUUCUUCAUCAUUUUCCUAGAUAAAGGCAUUUACCGCCGCACGACCAAUUUAAACUCGGAUGCCGAUGGCCAUGAAUACCCUCUUGAUCCAGGCUGCAAAGCUGGUCUGUAUUUCUGGGCUACAGGCAACUUAAUCCAUUUUUUGAGAGAUGACAGCAAGUGGGGGGUCCAGGUUGAUUUUGUCAAUGAACUUAAUGAAUUCAUUCCUGGCCUUGAAAUAUCAGUCCACCCAGAUGUAAUCAACUUCCUCCCAGGUGGGCUGGCUGUGACUCAGGGUUCAGCCUUUGGGAAGUGGGAAAACAUUAAAUCCAUAGACAAUCCUUCUUCGUCGGUCCUGAACUGGGAGAAGAAGAUUACCAAGAAGGUGGGGUUUACUAGGGAGAAGAUGUCAAGCAUCGAGCACAACUGGAAAAUCUCAAUGACCGCUACCUAUCAGUCGGGAGAUCUGACUGCGGCAUUUGCUAAGUAUCAGUUUUCGCUCGGUGCCGAGUACGGGGGAGUGAAGGUCGACACGGAUAAAGAACAGUGGAGUGAAGCUACUGAUGUUGAAGAAACAAUGAAGAUCGAAAUCAAGCCUGGUCAAAGCAUAUAUAUUUGGCAAUAUAACCUGGGCCUUGGCAAGGAAUCUGUAUUGUUCUGUCGUGACCUCUUAAUUGACGACGUCCCCACACCCCCUACUAAAAUCCCUCUUCCAGCUGCCCCACAGUAAAUAAUGACCUCGACACCUCUGCUGAAGCUUCUUUCGUCCUUCUUCAUAGUGACUGAUGAACUCAAGACAUCUAUUGAACCAUUUUCCAGCAUUCUACACUCCAACAAAUGAAAACCACACAUCUAUCUGAAAUACGAGACACAAUGGUUUUUUUUCUGCUCUUGAAUUUAUUGAAAUGAAGUCACAAUUCAGCUUGAGAAUAACAUUUCAAAACAUUCUGAAGAAAGGAAACAUUUACUGAUUCUGUCUAACAAUUCUGCUGUUAUUUUUCAUGUAAAAUGAAAUGGUAGUAAUGGAUUGAUUCAUAAAUUGUAAUGCAUACCUAAUCAAGACUCUUGAUGUGUUUUUUUUCUUGUAUAUUAUGGUCUUUGAAUUGUAACCUAAUAAAGGGAAAAGGUGAA